AUGUUGGAGGCGUUUCGGAGCUCGGCGGCCUUCCUGUGGCUCCGCCCACUGAUGCCUUACAACCCCGACCCGCCGUUUUGUUUCCAUGAGUGGUGGAGCGCCGGUUCCCUCAGGCAGAGUCUGGUCAACUGUUCCGGCUGUGCAGAGAUCUCCUCGGUGCUGGAAGUUCCAGAGAGCCUCAGAGGAACCGUGACGCUGCGACGAGGUCCACAGCUGGUCCUGCUCAAGGGCGGUGAGUCCCUCAGCGUCCAGCGGCAGCAGCUGGAGGAGCUCUACUUGGCCCACUCGGGCUCCAUGUCCAUCCUGCUGGAGGAGGACGACGGCCUGCAGAACCACAACCUCGGCCUCCCGCAGGGACCCGCGAACUUCACCCUGCUCUGGAGGUUCAGCUCUGGCACCAGGGAGAAGGUGUUGCGGUGGCUCUUCCCGAAGGCGGAGCUUUGCCCGCUGCUGGACAGCGCCGGUACCAUCCUGCAGCGCUGCCUGGUCACCCACAGCACAAACUCCCAGAGCAAGGUGAGUCCAGCCGACAGGAACGAUGAGGGGAAACCUGCAAAAGGAAGAAUCCAGAUCAAGAUUUAA
This is a messenger RNA of Stegastes partitus (bicolor damselfish), 582 nucleotides long. Its product is annotated as bombesin receptor-activated protein C6orf89 homolog. NCBI's taxonomy places the organism in Eukaryota, Metazoa, Chordata, Actinopteri, Pomacentridae. The record is from RefSeq and is a predicted model, not a curated record. The transcript has 4 exons. Bases 1 to 582 code for a protein of 193 amino acids.